UUUUUUUUUUGGGUGGGCGUGGUGUGUGCGCGAAUUUUUGCGUGAAUUUCGUUUGCAUUAAAAAUUACUUCUUGAACGAGUGUUUAAUUUUUAAUUGCAUCUCUAAUGGACCGUGCAUUGCGCGGAUGCUUCUACGGCGAGAUUAUCAUCAUGCUAUGCCAUUACCAUAAGUGUGUCAAGGCCAAUUGAUCGUUUGUAAGGGCGAGGCGAGGGUGCAACUGCCAACUGCUGCAACAUAGCGCGCCACUAGUAACAGGAGAUCUAACGAGUGCAGUCCUAUCGAAGUUCGAGGUUGAACGUGAAGAAAAAAUGGCACAUUUGGACAAGCUGAGCACCAAGGAGCUGGAAGAUAUCCUCUGCCAGCUAUGCACGGAGGAGAACAUCAAGGUAGCUGUCUCGGGUGACGAAGACUCAAAAAAGGGGCUCGCCAAGAGCGCAGGAUCCGCAAUCGGGGGAAAGGUGCUUAAUAAGGUUGGACUUGGCGGGUUUGGUAGCCUCCUGAGCGGCGGUGGCUCCAAAGAUAGUGGGAAGGAAGCCAGUGCCGCUGAGACACGACCAGCAGCGGAUGUUAUCCGUGAGCUGCCACAGGAUGAUAAAGAUAAGCUUGCGGACACGGUACAGUCCACUAUUUCAGGAAUGGGCUUCAAGGAUUUUACCGACCCCCAGGCACUCUGGAAUUUCAUUUCCAACAAUGCUAUGGUGAAGCAGCUAAUCACUACUGCUGUUCAGAGCUUCCUGGGCAACUUCUUGAAGGCUUCAGGUGGUGGUGCUGCCUAAAGCAUUUGGAAGCAAAUGGCCCACUUAAGCUUUAGCUGCUCUGUCCUAUACUUGUCACCAGUGGAAUAUUUCCCUUUACUUGGUUGUUGAUGUUAAAGGCUCAAAGCAUUGUUGACCAUUACAGCAGCUAGUGCCGGAUUUACAAUGGUGGGGGCCCCCGAAGGUACUGCGCUGUGGUGGCCCAUUUGGAUGGAGGAAGGUCAGGUUUUUAUAGAAUUUUAACUUCAGUACGACCUGCACGUAUUACUGUAUAAUAUAUCACAUGUUGAUGUACACAAUAAGUUUCAAUAGACAGACUUGUUUCAUUUAUAAAUGCUCUGUUGUCAAACAUACUAAUUCACUCAUUUCAACUUAUUGGGCACCCCACCAAAUUUCAAGCACCAGCGAUUCCCACCAGGUAGUUGUCUUCAAUGUCAAGAUACUUGUCACAGUACGAGGAAACGUUUGUUCUGUGCUAUUUCCGUUUUUACUUUGCUGUAGUAAUCUCAGUUGUCUUGCAACGUAAAACCCCUAAUUAUUAUUAUUACUUUGCUGUGGCACAAAUAUCAAACUAUAUAAAAAUUCUGACUGGAUAUGAAGAUAUAAAAGUGAUGGAUAGGAAAGUGAGGAAGAAAACAUAAAGGAAUAAAAAAAAUAUCAGUUACAGACAGACUUUGUGAAAGUGGGUGCCCUGGUGCAUACGCCCGGUCUGCCCCCUCCCCCUUAAAUCCAGCACUGACGGCAGCUAAAACAAGUUUUUUGUUUUUUGUUCACUAGUUUCAUGGAAGUAUCAUAGGGAAACACAAGAAAAUAUGCUGACUGAGCAACUGAGAGGAUCACUCCUGUAUUCUUGGCCACUUUCAGUUUGGACGAAAUUUUAGUCUACAUAGUGCAUGGGCAAAGUAACUACUUUAUUGUGGUCCUAUGCUUUGUACUUUAUAUUGUGUGUUCGGUACUGUCCGUCACAGGUAGCUUUUUACAUGCUUGAUAUGCCACCAUGGGUUCUCUACUCUUCUUGUUUUACUUAACUGCAACAUUUGUUCAGCACAAAGUGGAGUGCAUGCCUUUAUGUAUACAAAAAUGCAGACAGAACUUUUGAAAUGCUCAGGGAUUGCUUUUAUAUUUGCAUUAAGAGAGAGACGGUCUGUACUUUCAUAAUCAUGCAAGUUUUACCUCAUUUGUCUUCCCUCGUUGAUUCUUUUUAGUGCCUCCACAUGUUACUUAGAACCCUUAAUAUAAGGACUUGAACGGUCACUAUUCAUAACAGUUUGACUGUAUCUCAAAUUUAAUUUGCAUGUUCAAGUAAGCAUCUGCCAUGCGUGAGAUUAUUUUGUUUGUGCAUAUCAAGGUUUUUUUACUUCACAAUUGAAACCACUGAGACACCAGAAAGUGCUUGCUGCAACUGCGACCGUGGGCAGCUUCUCUCCUCUAUGACUGCUUGCAUGAAAGCUUAGUAUAGAUUCAGCAAAGUGGUAUUUUUGAGCGUGCUUUUAAUCGAGUGUGUCAUCAGCUACACACUUGCUAUAGCAUUGAGGUAAUGCUACCAUUUGUCUUAGUGGCAUUCUUAGAGCCUCGGUAUAAUCUGUGUGCAAUAGUAAGUUGUUACUUAUACUUUCGAGUUUUUGAGAAAGCAAGAUGGUGCAGGCAAGUUGAUUGGAUGGUUAUGAACCUUGUGUAGGGAACUUUCAAGUAUGACAUAAAAAUCAGACAGCGUAUUGUACUUCCUGUCUUUACUCUCAGCUUGCUUCCCCAAUAUUUAAAUAAUUCAGUUUGCUACAGGAUAAGUGAAAGACAAACGGAGAAUUAUAUUUGUUACUUUUAUUCACUCUAAUGUAGUAGUUGUCGCUAUUUUUGCUGCUGUUCAUGUGUAUGUGUGGCAAUAAAUACAUAUGUCCAUCCA
Messenger RNA from Ornithodoros turicata, 2656 nucleotides. RefSeq lists its product as uncharacterized. The transcript is spliced from 2 exons. The record is from RefSeq and is a predicted model, not a curated record. The coding region runs from base 310 to 777 and encodes 155 amino acids. NCBI's taxonomy places the organism in Eukaryota, Metazoa, Arthropoda, Arachnida, Ixodida, Argasidae.